Messenger RNA from Funneliformis geosporum, 1101 nucleotides. The record is from the annotation of a GenBank genome assembly. NCBI's taxonomy places the organism in Eukaryota, Fungi, Glomeromycota, Glomeromycetes, Glomerales, Glomeraceae.
AUGUUUUGUAAUUUAGAACAAUUUAAGCAUAUUUUCGAAACUUUAUUAUUUCAGACUGAUGAAGAUAGUGGUGUAGUUUUAUUUGAUUGUUCCGUAAGAUUAUACUGUUAUGCUGAUAUCGAUUCAAUGUGUGCUGCCGAAAUAUUGAAAAAAUUAUUUUUCCGAGAACACGUUAUUUGGACCUUAAAACCAAUAAGAACUUACGAUGACUUUGAUAGAAGAGAUUUUAAACCAAGUCCUGAUACGAAAUCGCUUGCCAGAGAGUUUGAUCUAACAGACAAUCCGCACGUAAAUAUUUAUGUGAUCGAUAGUCUCCACCCAGUAAAUUUGACAAAUCUUUAUGAUAGAAAUUCUAAUAUAUUUAUUGUAUAUGACGAAGAGUCAACGGAAUAUCCGGAAUAUAUAACAAAGGCUUUAAAGAAGGAAAGUGAAGAAGAGUUUCAAUAUAAUUCUGUUUUUACAGACGAUUUUGGACGUCCCAUAACAUUGGAUGAGGCAGACAAUAUCGAAACAGAACCUAAAAGGCGUUAUGGCACAUCAAUUGCGUUAAUGGCAUAUUUUCUUGCUUCAAAACUUAUGCUCAAGGAUAAUGACAUGUUAUGGCUGGCGAUAAUCGGUCACACAAGCUUAUAUAUAACCAAGAGACUCCCUUUAUUAGAUUAUAAAAAUCAUGUAGAUGCUGUAGAUGCGGAAAAAAUGUCAAGGGAAUAUUUUCCUGCCAUGGAUGUUGAAGUUGCGAAUCGCUUAGCUGAAAUGAUAAAUUCCGAAGGGCCAAAAUAUAAAUUUGACAUACCUUUAUAUGACGGGUGGGCGAAAUUCUAUGGUUAUAAACUUCCAACGUUCUCUGCAAGCGAUGCUGUCUAUGGGUUAAUAACCUUACUGAAAACUAAACCAUCUGCGUCAGUUGAAUUUGGAGUUGAAAUUCAGUGGGUAAAUGAUUUUAAUGGCAAAUUCGAGUGGCUAAAUAAUUUUCACACUGCUCUUGACGCCUUAGACAGUAAAAGCGGAUGGAUACUGUUAAAGGCAUCGAUUGAUCUAAGGAAAAAACUUCAACCGCUUAUUAUUAACGGCGGAGCAAGAGAUUAUUGUUUAUUUUUUUAA